AAAAUCACUCCUGCGGUACUCUUCCCUCUUUACAUAUAUAUAUAAUAUAUAUUCCAACAUAUCUGGAAUCACUGGGGUUCAUAAUCCCAGUGAUUUACCCCCCAAGAAGAGUACCAAUCUUAUACAGCAAAUAAACAGGAGCGAGAGCACCAAGAACCCGAAUCAUCAAUGGCGCUCAAUCUUUAUCGAUUUUCAUCGCUCCUCUUGUUCUUCAUCCUGUUCCCGCUUUCUGCCACUCUGCCGAAAGCUUUCGCCAAGAUCGCCGAAUUUGAUGAGGAUCUGCGCAGGAGGGCUGCCGAGUCCUACCAGGAGUCCCUCAAGGCCUACAAUCCGAACCCUCUUAAUCUCACCGGUGAAUCCUACUUAUUCGCUGAGCAGAGGAGGGACAUGAAGGAAGAUGAUUGCAAGGCUGAGAACCCCAUUGAUCGUUGCUGGAGGUGUGACCCUGACUGGGAUAAGAACAGGAAGAAGUUGGCUGAUUGCGCAAGAGGGUUCGGGCACACCACCUCUGGUGGGAAAGAUGGGAAGUACUACGUCGUGGAUGAUCCAUCCGAUGACGACAUGGACCUCCCUAAGCCUGGAACUCUUCGCCAUGCCGUCCUCCAGACUGAGCCCUUGUGGAUCAUCUUCAAGCACAGCAUGGUGAUUAAGCUCAAGAACGAGCUGCUUAUGACUAGUGAUAAGACGAUUGAUGGAAGGGGCGUACUGGUCCAUAUUGCGUAUGGGGCGGGAAUUACUAUUCAAUUUGUGCACAACGUUAUAAUCCAUAACAUUUGGGUUCACAACAUUGUUCCCACCUCGGGUGGAAUGAUCAGGGACACGAUGACGCAUAUCGGCCUACGUACGCAGGCCGACGGUGAUGCCAUCAGCAUUUACAGUUCAAACCACGUAUGGAUCGACCAUUGCUCCCUGUCUAAAGCAACCGACGGGCUAAUCGACGUGAUUGAAGGUUCCACGGCCAUCACCAUCUCCAACUGCAAGUUCAACAGGCACAACGACGUGAUGCUCCUGGGCGCACACGACAGCAACUCCAAAGACGCGAUCAUGCAAGUGACGGUGGCGUUCAACAAGUUCGGAAAAGGGCUGAUCCAGAGGAUGCCAAGAGUACGAUGGGGUUUCGCCCAUGUGGUGAACAACGAUUACCAGCAGUGGGAGCUGUACGCCAUCGGCGGAAGCGCGCACCCGACCAUCGUCAGCCAGGGCAACAGGUUCAGAGCCUCAAACUACCCGUACACGAAGGAGGUGACGAAGAGAGAUUACGCCACAAAGGAGGAGUGGAUGAAAUGGCAAUGGCGAUCGGAAGGCGAUCUGUUCAAGAACGGAGCAUACUUCAGAGAAUCAGGGCCACCACUAUCACAGAACAAGGCGAAUCCACUGGAAGGUCAGAAUUUGAUCAAGUACAGACCAGGAUCGUUCGUGGGAAAGCUCACACGGUGGGCUGGUGCUCUCAGGUGCCGGAAGGGCAAACUCUGUUGAUCUGUUUGCUUCUAUUGGAGGCAAACAUAUGUGACAGGAGGAAUUGUAAAGCGUGCAGAAACUCCUCCUCCAAUAUAUUUAUGAAUAACAAUCUUUCUGCCGAUUUAUAUAUAUAUAAAAUACCUUACCCUCAUUUUUAAUUA
This is a messenger RNA of Sesamum indicum (sesame), 1619 nucleotides long. Lineage: Eukaryota; Viridiplantae; Streptophyta; Magnoliopsida; Lamiales; Pedaliaceae. The record is from RefSeq and is a predicted model, not a curated record.